Messenger RNA from Perkinsus marinus ATCC 50983, 306 nucleotides. Its product is annotated as cyclin, putative. The transcript has a single exon. The annotation marks the transcript as partial. The record is from RefSeq and is a predicted model, not a curated record. Lineage: Eukaryota; Perkinsozoa; Perkinsida; Perkinsidae.
UACACCUCAAGUGGACCUCAAGUGGACCUCAAGUGGACCUCAAGUGGACCUCAAGUGGAUCUCAAGUGGAUCUCAAGUGGACCUCAAGUGGACCUCAAGUGGAUCUCAAGUGGACCUCAAGUGGACCUCAAGUGGACCUCAAGUGGACCUCAAGUGGAUCUCAAGUGGAUCUCAAGUGGACCUCAAGUGGAUCUCAAGUGGAUCUCAAGUGGACCUCAAGUGGAUCUCAAGUGGAUCUCAAGUGGACCUCAAGUGGAUCUCAAGUGGAUCUCAAGUGGUAGUAGUGCUCCAUCCGACGACCACUAG